Molecule: messenger RNA, 2763 nt
Organism: Cebus imitator (Panamanian white-faced capuchin)
Lineage: Eukaryota; Metazoa; Chordata; Mammalia; Primates; Cebidae
Gene: MSTN
Product: myostatin
Exons: 3
Coding region: 131-1273 (380 amino acids)
Biological process (GO): SMAD protein signal transduction
Cellular component (GO): extracellular region
Molecular function (GO): cytokine activity; growth factor activity
Source: RefSeq, a predicted model, not a curated record
UACAGUAUAAAAGAUUCACUGGUAUAGCAAGUUGUCUCUCAGACUGUACAUGCAUUAAAACUGUGCUUGCCAUUAUUCAAAAGCAAAAGAAAAGUAAAAGGAAGAAAUAAGAAUAAGAAAAAAAGAUUAUAUGGAUUUUAAAAUCAUGCAAAAACUGCAACUCUAUGUUUAUAUUUACCUGUUCAUGCUGAUUGUUGCUGGUUCAGUGGAUCUAAAUGAGAACAGUGAGCACAACGAAAAUGUGGAAAAAGAGGGGCUGUGUAAUACAUGUACUUGGAGACAAAACACUAAAUCUUCAAGAAUAGAAGCCAUAAAAAUUCAAAUCCUCAGUAAACUUCGUCUGGAAACAGCUCCCAACAUCAGCAAAGAUGCUAUAAGACAACUUUUACCCAAAGCUCCUCCACUCCGGGAACUGAUUGAUCAGUAUGAUGUCCAGAGGGAUGACAGCAGUGAUGGUUCUUUGGAAGAUGACGAUUAUCACGCUACAACAGAAACAAUCAUUACCAUGCCUACAGAGUCUGAUUUUCUAACACAAGCGGAUGGGAAACCCAAGUGUUGCUUCUUUAAAUUUAGCUCUAAAAUACAAUAUAAUAAAGUAGUAAAGGCCCAAUUAUGGAUAUAUUUGAAACCCGUCAAGACUCCUACAACAGUGUUUGUGCAAAUCCUGAGACUCAUCAAACCCAUGAAAGAUGGUACAAGGUAUACUGGAAUCCGAUCUCUGAAACUUGACAUGAACCCAGGCACUGGUAUUUGGCAGAGCAUUGAUGUGAAGACAGUGUUGCAAAAUUGGCUCAAACAACCUGAAUCCAACUUAGGCAUUGAAAUAAAAGCUUUAGAUGAUAAUGGUCAUGAUCUUGCUGUAACCUUCCCAGAAUCAAAAGAAAAUGGGCUGAAUCCCUUUUUAGAGGUCAAGGUAACAGACACACCAAAAAGAUCCAGAAGGGAUUUUGGUCUUGACUGUGAUGAUCUCUCAACAGAAACCCGAUGCUGUCGUUACCCUCUUACUGUGGAUUUUGAAGCUUUUGGAUGGGAUUGGAUUAUCGCUCCUAAAAGAUAUAAGGCCAAUUACUGCUCUGGAGAGUGUGAUUUUGUAUUUUUACAAAAAUAUCCUCAUACUCAUCUGGUACACCAAGCAAACCCCAAAGGUUCAGCAGGCCCUUGCUGUACUCCCACAAAGAUGUCUCCAAUUAAUAUGCUAUAUUUUAAUGGCAAAGAACAAAUAAUAUAUGGGAAAAUUCCAGCCAUGGUAGUAGACCGCUGCGGGUGCUCAUGAGAUUUAUAUUAAGUUCAUAACUUCCUAAAAUAUGGAAGAUUUCCCCUCAACAAUUUUGAAGCUGUGAAAUUAAGUACCACAGGCCUAGAGUAUGCUACAGUCACUUAAGCAUAAGCUACAGUAUAUAAACUAAAGGGGGAAUAGAUACAAUGGUUGGCAUUUAACCAUCCAAACAAAUCAUGCAAUAAAAAGUUUUAUGAUUUCCAGAGUUUUUGAGCUAGAAGGAGAUCAAAUUACAUUUAUGAUCCUAUAUAUUACAACAUGGGUGAGGAAAUGAAAGCAAUUCUCCUUGCAUUCUGAUGAAUUAAAGGAGUAUGCUUUAAAGUCUACUUCUUUACAAUUUUGAUUAAUAUUUACAGAAAAAUCUACCUACAGUUUUGGUAAAAUGCAGGAUUGCUAUAUACUAUCAUUUGAAUCAUCCUUAAACACUUGAAUUUAUAUUACAUGAUAGCAUACUUGGUAAGAUAAAAUUCCACAAAAAUAGGGAUGGUGCCAUAUAUGCAAGUUUCCAUUCCUACUAUAAUUGACACAGGUUAACAAUCCAUGCCAAUGGUGCUAAUACAAUAGGCUGAGUGACUGAAGUUACCAGGUUUAUCAAAUAAAAAAAUUCAGUAAAAUAGUAAGUUUCUCUUUUCUUUGGGUGCAUUUUCAUACACCUCCAAAUGAGAAAUGGAUUUUCUUUAAGGUAAGAAGAAUCAUUUUUCUAGAGGUUAGCUUUCAAUUCUGUAGCAUGCUUAGAGAAAGUGCAUUAUCUUAAAAGGCAGUCAAAUAGUAUUUGUUUUUAUCAAAAUUUCAAAAUAACAUACUUGGAGAACAAUGUAAUUUUGUCUUUGGAAAAUUACAACACUGUCUUUACAACACUGCAGUUUUUAUGGCAAAAUGAUAGAAAUGAUUGACUCUAUCAAUACUGCAUAAAAAGACUCAAACAAUGCAUUUAUAUAAUAUAUAUUCAACAUUGUUUUGUAAAUAAGCAUCUCCUUUUUUAUUUGCUUUGGUAAUUUUUAGACUAAGGACAUUUCAAAUUAAGUAUUAAGGCACAAAGACGUCAUGCAUCACAUAAAAGCAACUACUUAUAUUUCAGAUCAAAUUAGCAGAUUAAAUAGUGGUCUUAAAACUCCAGAUGUUAAUGAUUAGACGGUUAAAUUACAAUCAUUUUAUAUUUUGUUACAUUAUUAACAUUCACUUAUGGAUUCAUGAUGGCUGUAUAAUGUGAAUUUGAAAUUUCAAUGGUUUACUGUCAUUGUGUUCAAAUCUCAGUAUUUCGUUAUAUUAAUACUUGCAAACAUUACUAAGCAUAUCAAAAUAAUUGACUCUAUUAUCUGAAAUGAAGAAUAAUAAGUUGAUGCUAUCUCAACAAUAACUGUUACUUUUAUAAUUUGAUAAUGUUAAUCAAAUUUAUUGUACUAUGAUUAAAUGAAAUUAUUUCUUAUAUCUAAUGUGUAGAAACAAUAUAAGUUAUAUUAAACUGUUUUCACAUUUUCUGAAAGACA